AUGACAAGAGUGCAGCCCCGUGUACCAGUAUAACUGAUUCGUGUGGCUCCGAUGGCGGACUCUGCUAUAACAAGGGAGGAAAUAAGACCUGUUACUGUCCACCUGCCUCGGUUGGAGCCCAGUGCGAAUACAAGCGAUAUGACGUGCACUGUUUGGCGUCCUCCAUGAAGAUCAAGUUGCUUCCAGCUGGAACAUUCAGUGGCGUCGUCUACGUUAAUGGUCAAAGGGACACGGCAGGCUGUAAAACCACAGAGACGAGUGCAUCGGGAUAUCUGGAACUGGACUUACAGGACUCAUCUUGUGGUGAAGUCACCUCCGACACGAAACAUCCAUGAACAGAAUAUCAACAGUAGCGUUGACAUCGACUCAUCAGCUGUAGAAUUUGAAAUCAAGCAGAAGGACGGGACCCCUGUCUCCAGCUCCGCCGCUGUGUCUUUAGAUAACCAGCUCGCCUUUGAGUUUGUCGGGAAACAAACGUGCACCUACAGAAAGUACCCGAAAAAGACCGGCAGCAGGACAGGGCUUUACGUAACAACUGUCGUCACAGAUCUAGCAUCGUGCGAGGCAGUCUGUACCAGUGAUCCCACCUGUGUCUCCUUUGACUUCGUAGUGAUGAAUGGCAUGAUGGGAUGCUUUAAGUACAACGAAUCGGUUGUUGACAGACUCAUCGACACUUUUAAUGACCAUUAUGAAAAAGAUUGUAGUUCAGGAAGUAACUCAUGCUCGUUCAUAGAGUAUCCUGGCAAAAAAGGUCCCUAUGACGAAUUAGAGAAUCCCGUGCAUGAUGUGACUGAAUGCAAGACCAUGUGUGAGAAUGAAACCAGCUGCACUGCAAUUGACUUCAGCAAAGUAGAUAAUAUUAUCACAUGUUACAGAUACACCAAACGAGUUGUUAACGUCUUGACUGACGUCAUUGUCAACCAUUAUACGAAACAGUGUUCGGGUUAUGCAAUCAGAGUAGAGUCAUGUACGGCAUCUAACGGUCAAUCGGGUCAAGAUCAGGAGACUCUGAACAUCAUUGAAGACAGCUGCCCUUCGGGUGAGGUGGGAAAAUUGAUGGAAGAAGCUCCAACCAAAGUGACUGACAACACAGUUACAUUCAAACUGCACCCAUUCAAGUUCAAUAAGGUCAACGCCAUCACAGUAACCUGCACGGUCAAAGUGUGCCCCGCGGGAACUGCCGCGGAGUGUGAAGCACUUAACUGCAGUAGCCAGCCUAAUCGGAAACGAAGAUCGACGGAAAUCUCUGAUGAAACCGUUAGAAAGACCUUCAUCAUCCUGGAUCCAAAUCUCGAGUUCACAAGUCAUGACUCUUCGAAGAAAUCCUCCGUUUCUGUGAAUGACGUCACAACCCCGAUUGUGGCUGGUGUUGCCAUGGUGAUCAUUAUGCUGCUUGUCGUCAGCAUUGUGGUCUUGUUGGUUGUCAAGAAGAGAAGGUCGAACCGGAAGUUCCAGGAAGAUGGUGUGAACAAGCAGACGAUUUAAUCAGCCAAUCAGAGAACAUGACAAACGCGUCUGAUUCUUGUAGAAGAUCUCUGAGAGAACAUUGCUAGUUUAAGUUUAUAUUAAUUGUAUUUGGAUGAUUUUCUUAAAUAUUUUAUUUAUUUUUCAUUCCUUUAACAGUCUUCUGCUUUUAAAGCCUUGUAAGUCAAACUUAUUUUAACAGAGAUAACAAAAAUAUAUUUGGGUCAAGAACUCUCAAGUCCGAAUCAAAUGACGAUGUUUGAAAACUUCAAAGAAAAACAGCUACAGACGAGAGGAGCUGUUGAACCUUUAACUGAUAUUAAUAUUGAAGCCAUUUAAUACUGAAGCCAUUUAUUUGUUUAAUAAAUUUGCGUUUAACAAAUUACACAAGCCCUAACCUUUAUUUCUUGAAAAGUGUUGGAUGAAGCAUGAGCAUGCAUUGUUGACAUGCACGGUUUGAAUAAACAAUUAGUACAACAAUUGUAAUUGUGAACAUUUACUUCUGUUUGUCAAGUAUACGAAACAAACAGAUAACAUGAUGAGAUCUUCGUAAUUACUCUAUACAUAGGCGUUGGAAUCGAGGGGAGGGGGCGCUGACUACUCCCCCCCCCCCCCCCAGUAUGUCGAUAAUACAUCGUCUCACCCCACCUCACUUGAAAAUCAAAUUAAUAUAUAACUACCCCUCACCCACCCAAGUCGUUGGCUUCUUACGACGCCAUGGACCUGAUAAAAAUUUCAAUUAAUUUUCGAUCGAGAAAAUCGUGACUUACAGGGUUUUAAAAUAACAGCAAUUGUAUUUUAUAUAGUUAUUAAUCCAGAAUUUAUUACGCAAUAAAUAUAUUUUUAAAGUUCA
Molecule: messenger RNA, 2317 nt
Organism: Gigantopelta aegis
Lineage: Eukaryota; Metazoa; Mollusca; Gastropoda; Neomphalida; Peltospiridae
Exons: 9
Coding region: 217-1485 (422 amino acids)
Source: RefSeq, a predicted model, not a curated record